AUGAAGCAAGCUGACAAUACCGCCACAUUAGCGUCAUAUAAAUCACCAUCAGAAAUGGGAAUGAAGAGACAAAGUGAGCGAACAACAGGGACAGUCCUAUCAGAGGUGACACUAAAUAUUGGGAGUGCACAGGAUUAUGGAAACUUCUCUGUCAGAAAAAGUAAUGUUCAAGAUAUAGGGGAUACUAUGGAAAGAGGCAACGUGAUUAGCAGUAGAUCGGAAAAGCCAGAUGAAUUGGAAAAUUUAAGUGAAGUAAGGGGAAAAUCGCAAGUUGAAGUACGUGAAACGCAUGCGGAUCGAAGUAACUCACGUAACGUUACGCCGAUACAGGAAGAAAGAACGAGUAUGAAAGAGUAUUGCCGGGAUGAAAGUCGGGAUUUAUCGGGAGAAGCGAAGAAAGCGGUCGACGUAAAUCGUUCAUUGUCAAAAAUAGGAAGGAAAAGAAUUUUUGAAACAGAUGGUAAAUUUGCAUAA
Loa loa (African eye worm) is the source of this 474-nucleotide messenger RNA. RefSeq lists its product as hypothetical. Bases 1 to 474 code for a protein of 157 amino acids. The transcript is spliced from 5 exons. NCBI's taxonomy places the organism in Eukaryota, Metazoa, Nematoda, Chromadorea, Rhabditida, Onchocercidae. The record is from RefSeq and is a predicted model, not a curated record.